Messenger RNA from Amphimedon queenslandica, 2292 nucleotides. Its product is annotated as cleavage and polyadenylation specificity factor subunit 3-like. The transcript is spliced from 24 exons. Gene Ontology annotation, cellular component: mRNA cleavage and polyadenylation specificity factor complex. Gene Ontology annotation, biological process: mRNA 3'-end processing by stem-loop binding and cleavage. Gene Ontology annotation, molecular function: RNA endonuclease activity; 5'-3' RNA exonuclease activity; RNA binding. The record is from RefSeq and is a predicted model, not a curated record. The coding region runs from base 64 to 2115 and encodes 683 amino acids. Lineage: Eukaryota; Metazoa; Porifera; Demospongiae; Haplosclerida; Niphatidae.
UUCCCGCCUAUAUUUUAUGAGUCAGAGUCACGUUCAGCACAACUCAAAUUAUCUUUUAAAAGAAUGAGUAGUGAAGGAGGAGGUAAUAAUGGCCAGCAAGAUCGAGAAGACAGUGACCUUCUUACCAUUAGACCAUUGGGAGCUGGACAAGAAGUAGGACGGUCAUGUAUAAUGCUUGAAUUUAAAAACAAGAAAAUAAUGUUGGAUUGUGGUAUUCAUCCUGGUUUAUCUGGUAUGGAUGCACUUCCUUACACUGACAUGAUUGAAUCAGAUGAAAUUGAUCUGUUACUAAUUACACAUUUUCACUUGGAUCAUUGUGGUGCUUUACCAUGGUUUCUAGAAAAGACCACAUUCAAAGGGAGGGUAUUCAUGACUCCAGCCACUAAAGCUAUCUACAGAUGGCUAUUGUCUGAUUAUAUUAAAGUCAGUAACAUAUCAAGUGACCAUAUGCUGUACACUGAGAAAGACCUGGAGAAGAGUAUGGACAAAAUUGAAAUUAUUAACUUUCAUCAGGAAGUUGAUGUUAGUGGCAUUAAAUUCACAGCAUAUAAUGCUGGGCAUGUCUUAGGAGCAGCAAUGUUCAUGAUAGAGAUUGCUGGAGUUAAAGUACUGUAUACUGGUGACUUCUCUCGUGUGGAGGACAGACAUUUAAUGGCUGCUGAAGUUCCUAACUCCUCUCCUGACAUACUGAUAUCAGAGUCAACGUAUGGUACACAUAUUCAUGAGAAGAGAGAGCAAAGAGAAGCAAGAUUUACUACUAAGAUCCAUGAUAUAGUAACAAGAGGUGGUCAUUGUUUGAUACCAGUGUUUGCUCUUGGACGUGCUCAGGAAUUACUAUUGAUACUUGAUGAGUAUUGGUCCUGCCAUCCUGAACUCCAUGAUAUACCGAUUUACUAUGCAUCAUCACUGGCUAAGAAAUGCAUGGCAGUGUAUCAGACUUAUAUUGGAGCUAUGAACGAGAGGAUCAGGCGACAGAUUGGGAUUAGCAAUCCUUUUGUAUUUAAACACAUAUCAAGUUUAAAAAAUAUCGAUAAUUUUGAUGACAUUGGUCCUUGUGUCAUAUUAGCCAGUCCUGGUAUGAUGCAAAGUGGUCUCUCACGUCAGCUCUUUGAGUCAUGGUGCACUGAUAAGAGGAAUGGGGUGGUUGUUGCUGGUUAUUGUGUGGAAGGGACACUAGCUAAACACAUAUUGUCUGAACCUUCUGAAGUGGUGACAAUGAAUGGACAGAAACUUCCACUGAGAAUGUCAGUUGAUUAUAUCUCAUUCUCCGCCCACACUGAUUACGAACAAACGAGUGAAUUUAUUAGAAUACUCAAUCCUCCACACAUUGUUCUAGUUCACGGUGAACAGAAUGAGAUGAUGAGACUAAAGCAAGGACUCCUCAGAGAGUUUGAAGAUUUUCAAGGUAGCAUAUACACACCAAGAAAUACUCAAGCGGUUGAGCUUUACUUUAGAGGAGAGAAAAUGGCCAAAGUGAUGGGUUCAUUAGCAUCAAAGCAGUGUACUGAUGGCCAGCAAUUGUCUGGUAUAUUAGUCAAGAGAGGAUUUAAUUAUCAUCUUGUUGAACCUGCUGAUCUUAACAAUUAUACUGAUUUAUCAACAAGUUCAGUAGUUCAACGUCAGAUGGUUCAUUGUUCAAUAUCAUCUCAUCUUUUAUUGCACUACAUGACACAACUAUCAUCAGAUGCUACACCUGUAUUAGUGCAUGGAGAACAAAUGUUAAAAGUGUUUGGUGGAGCAAUAACUGUUAUACAUACUGGCAGUCAUGUCACUAUUGAAUGGACAGCAGAUGCUACUAAUGAUAUGUAUGCUGAUGCAGUGUUAUCUGUUAUAUUACAAGUAUCGUCUCAACCAAAGAGAUUAGGAGAAUUAUCUGUUAAGCAAGAGAUCACAAAAGAUACCAGUUUUGCUAAAAAAUUAAUGAAACUGAUGAGUGACAUGUUCGGAGAGUCCAAUGUUAUCUGCUCUAGCAACUCAGAGAAGAUUGAAGUUAUAACAGAAGAUAUGAGAGCAUCCAUUGAUCCUAAUACACUGGUUGUAGAGUCUAAUGAUGAGUCAUUCCAUCAUUUGGUCCAGUCAGCUGCUAAAAGACUACACACUGCUUUACAAAUAUAACACACAUCAUGAUUUUAUUCAUUGUAAUGUGUAUACAUAAUAAUAAUUCACACAAGUAAUCAAAAUUAAAUGAGCCACUCCUUUUGGACGUCACAUGAUCAAUUAUGGUUAUUUACUUAUUUUUGUAAAUAGACUCUCAAAAAGCACAGAUAAGACUUAAAAUUUUUAUGAAACCAA